Molecule: messenger RNA, 4125 nt
Organism: Condylura cristata (star-nosed mole)
Lineage: Eukaryota; Metazoa; Chordata; Mammalia; Eulipotyphla; Talpidae
Gene: UNC13D
Product: unc-13 homolog D (C. elegans)
Exons: 32
Coding region: 253-3528 (1091 amino acids)
Source: RefSeq, a predicted model, not a curated record
CCCUCCCAGUGGGCAGGUCGGGUGUGGCCGACCCCGCCCAGGAGGCCCCUCCUGCCUCCAGUCUGGAGAGAUCCCAACAGGAUCCCGGGGGCCAGAGGGAGAAGGUGCCGGGCCCUGAAGUGGUGAAACCCUGGCCUCCACCCCACAGCUGCCAUCUCCCCUCCCCUGGCACGGGGUGGCAGCCCUGGGCGCUUUGCAUAAUCCUGUGGUUCACUAUCUUCGGGCCUCAGCGGGCAGGCGGCUCCGGCCAACAUGGCGACGCCCCUCUCCCACUCGCUGAGGCGCCUGCCCGCCUUGCGCCAGGCCAUCAAGAUAAGGCGCCGCAGAGCCAGUGAAGAGCCCCAGCACCCAGCAGGAGCGCGCGAGAUCAAGCCUCCAUCCCACCACCUGUCCCCCGAGGAGCGGGCCCUGCUCUAUGAGGAAGCUGUCUACACCGUCCUGCACCGCCUGGGUCAGCCUGAGCCCAACCACGUGACGGAGGCCUCCGAGCUGCUGCAAUAUCUGCAGGAGGCCUUCCACAUGGAGUCUGGGGAGCACCAGCAGCUGCUGCAGCGGGUCCAGGCGCUCCAGAAGCCAGUAUUCUGUCUGAAGGCCACGGUGAAACAGGCCAAGGGCAUUCUGGGCAAGGAUGUCAGUGGGUUCAGUGACCCCUACUGCCUGCUGGGCAUUGAGCAGGGCACGGGCGUGCUCGCGGGCAGCCCGGGGUCCCGGCGCCGGCAGAAGGCCGUGGUCAAGCACACCAUCCCCGAGGAGCAGACCCACCGCACCCAGGUCAUCACCCAGACGCUCAACCCCGUCUGGGAGGAGACCUUCAUCCUGGAGUUCGAGGACAUAAGCAGCUCAAGCUUUCAUCUGGACAUGUGGGACCUGGACAACGUGGAGUCUGUCAGGCAGAAGCUCGGGGAGCUCACAGACUUGCACGGGCUCCGCAGGAUCUUUAAGGAGGCCCGGAAGGACAAGGGCCAGGAUGACUUUCUGGGGAACGUGGUGCUGAGGCUGCAGGACCUGCACUGCCGGGAGGACCAGUGGUACCCUCUGGAGCCCCGCACCGAGACCUACCCAGACCGCGGCCAGUGCCACCUCCAGUUCCAGCUCAUCCAUAAGCGGAGAGCCACCGAGGCCAGUCGCUCCCAGCCCUGCUACUCCGUGCACCUCCACCUGCUGCAGCAGCUCGUGUCCCACGAGGUCGCCCAGCACCAGGCGGGCAGCACCUCCUGGGAUGGGUCGCUGAGUCCCCAGGCCACCACCGUCCUCUUCCUCCACGCCACGCAGAAGGACCUGUCUGACUUCCACCAGUCCCUGGCGCAGUGGCUGGCCUACAGCCGUCUCUACCAGAGCCUGGAGAUCCCCAGCAGCUGCCUCCUGCACCCCAUCACUAGCAUCGAGUACCAGUGGAUCCAGGGCCGCCUCCGGGAGGAGCAGCUGGAGGAGCUGGCCGCCUCGUUCAGCUCGCUGCUGGCCUACGGCCUGACCCUGGUCCGGAACUUCCGGGCUGUCUUCCCGCUGUCCGUCACCGACUCCCCGGUGCGGCUGCAAUCCCUCUUCAGGGUGCUGGUGCAGAUGUGCAAAAUGAAGGCCUUUGGAGAGCUGUGCCCCGACAGCCCGCCGCUGCUCCACCUGGUCACUAAGGCCCUGCGGGCUGGCACCGUCGACUGGUUCCACCUGAAGCAGCAGCACCACCAGCCCAUGGUGCAGGGCCCGCUGGAGGUGGGCGCGGCCUUGCUGAGCCUGCUGCAGGACGUCAUCGGCGACCUGCACCAGUGCCAGCGCACGUGGAACAAAGUCUUCCAGAAGGUCCUCAAGAUCGAUGUCUUCGCCACGGCUUUCUCAGAGCUGCAGUGGCUGGUGGCCAAGCGGGUCCAGGACCACAUGGCGACGGUGCACAGCCCCGUGUCCCCCGAGAUGGGCGAGAACGUCUUCCAGCUCUACGUCAGCCUCAAGGAGUUCUGCCAGCUGGGCCAGGGCUCCGUGCAGGGGGACCGAGGCCUGGCCCUGGAUAGUUUCCACCGCUGGUUCCAGUUAGCCAUCCCCUCCUGGCUGCAGAAGACGUACAGCGUGGCCCUGGAGCGGGUGCAGCGGGCGGUGCAGAUGGACGAGCUCGUGCCCCUGGGUGAGCUGACCAAGCACAGCACUUCAGCAGUGGAUCUGUCCACCUGCUUCGCCCAGAUCAGCCACACGGCCCGGCAGCUGGACUGGCCCGACCCCGAGGUGGCCUUCAUGAUCACUGUAAAGUUCGUGGAGGACACCUGCCGGCUGGCCCUGGUGUACUGCAGCCUCAUCAAGGCCCGGGCCCGUGCGCUCUCUGCGGGCCAGAAGGACCAGGGCCAGGCAGCCAACAUGCUGUGCGUGGUGGUGAACAACAUGGAGCAGCUGCGGCUGGUCAUCGGCAAGCUGCCCGCCCAGCUGACCUGGGACGUCCUGGAGCAGCGCGUGGGGGCCGUGCUGGAGCAGGGGCAGCUGCACAACACGCUGCACGCCCAGCUGCAGGGCGCNNNNCGCGGCCUCUCCUGGCCCCGCCGCUGCCCUAGCCGACCCUCCCCUUCCUGUCCCCAGCUGGAGGUGGGCAUUGCCACGCACAUCCGGAAACUCGUGGACGUCAAGGAGUCCGUCCUGCCCGAGGACGCCAUCCUGCCGCUGAUGAAGUUCCUGGAGGUGGAGCUCCGCUACUUGAACACCAACCUGGUGCAGGAGAACUUCAGCAGCCUCCUGGCCCUGCUCUGGACCCACACGCUGGCGCUGCUGGUGGAGGCGGCGGCCUCCCGGCGGACCUGCCCCCUGGCCUCCCGCAGGCUGAGGGCGGCGCUGCAGAACCUGGAGAUCUGCUUCCACGCAGAGGGCUGUGGGCUGCCGCCGGAGGCCCUGCACACGGCCCCCUUCCAGGCUCUGCUCCAGGACCUGGAGCUGCAGGCCGCCUCCAGCCGGGAGCUCAUCCGGAAGUACUUCUGCAGCCGCCUCCGGCAGCAGGCGGAGACCACGGAGGAGCCGCUGGGGGCCGUGACCGUCAAGGCCUCCUACCGCGCCUCGGAGCAGAAGCUGCGUGUGGAGCUGCUCAGCGCCUCCAGCCUGCUGCCCCUGGACUCCAACGGCUCCAGUGACCCCUUUGUCCAGCUGACUUUGGAGCCCAGGCACGAGUUCCCUGAGCUGGCCCCCCGGGAAACGCAGAAACACAAGAAGGACCUUCACCCUCUUUUUGACGAGACCUUCGAAUUCCUGGUGCCCGCCGAGCCGUGCAGGAAGGACGGGGCGUGCCUCCUGCUCACCGUGCUGGACCACGACACGCUGGGGGCCGACGACCUGGAGGGGGAGGCCUUCCUGCCGCUGCGCUCCGUGCCCGGCCUGACCGGGGCCGAGGAGCCCGGCGAGGUGCCUCAGACCCGCCUGCCCCUCACCUACCCCGCAGCCCACGGGGACCCAAUUCUGCAGCUGCUGGAGAGCCGGAAGGGGGACCGAGAGGCCCAGCUGUUUGUGAAGCUGCGGCGGCAGCGGGCCAAGCAGGCCUCCCAGCACGGCCCUCCGCUGGGGCAGUAGCAGCGGAGGCUGGGCCGGGGGGCUCCUACCGGGGUGUCCAGGGAGUUCGCCAAGCGCCAAUUAGAGCGGGUCUUCCCGUGAGCAGGACCCGCGGGGCAGGAGUGGGGUGCCGCUGGCAGUAUUUAUACUCUCUGCCCUUCGACCCUCACUGUGGCACUGGCCGCGGCCUCCGCUCAGUCCCAGCACGGGGGGGGCGGCAGCCAUCUGGCAUGGCACCUCCUGUCCUGCUCCCCUCUUGGGAACAGCUGCCCUGAAGAGCAGGGCUCAGCUGACCCCGGCCCCUGCAGGAGCCCGGUGCCCUGGGCCCAGGCUCACAGGGACAGAGGCUGCAGGCACACGGGCUCCCAGGCAGGGAGAGGAGACGGACUCCCAACAGGCCACAGCAGGCCCGGGGGUGGCCGUCGCGGUGAACGCUGCCCAGUCCGCUCCUGAGGGGACACCCAGGCUGAGGUGCCUCCGGCCACGGGCCUCCAGGUUCUGGGGGGUGGCGUGAGAGGUGGGGCGCAGAGGCCAGCCUGGCUAGCUGUGUCUGCUGUCACCUCCUCCCUGGGACAGAAGUCUGUCACCUAGAAACUUUCUUGGCAAAAAUAAAAUCAA